Penicillium macrosclerotiorum is the source of this 432-nucleotide messenger RNA. Its product is annotated as DNA-directed RNA polymerase core subunit RPB8. Gene Ontology annotation, cellular component: RNA polymerase III complex; RNA polymerase II, core complex; RNA polymerase I complex. Gene Ontology annotation, molecular function: DNA-directed RNA polymerase activity. The transcript is spliced from 2 exons. Lineage: Eukaryota; Fungi; Ascomycota; Eurotiomycetes; Eurotiales; Aspergillaceae. Bases 1 to 432 code for a protein of 143 amino acids. Gene Ontology annotation, biological process: DNA-templated transcription. The record is from RefSeq and is a predicted model, not a curated record.
AUGUCCGACCCGCUCCUCUUCGAAGACACUUUCACGAUCACUGCGAUCAACGCCCAGAAGUACGACCGUGUGUCGCGUCUCACUUGCAAUUCCAAUGAUUCCUCCAUCACCUUCACCCUCGAUGUGAACUCCGAGCUCUACCCCUGUGCGGUCGGAGAGUCUCUGUCUCUGGCUCUGGCUUCGACUCUGUCUCUCGAUGGCAAGGAGGAUAACCGUGCAAGCUGGCGCGAGGUCAGCAUGGGCGAGCAGACACUCGCUAAUGACUAUGACUACGUCUGCCACGGCAAGGUCUACCGAUUUGAGGAGGGCGCUACGAAGGAUACCAUGGCCGUCUUUGUUUCCUUCGGUGGUCUACUGCUCUAUCUGGAGGGACCUUACAAGAAGCUCGCUCCUCUGCGUAUCGACCACGUCUACUUGCUUCUGAAGAAAUAG